AUGGUUAGAAUGGUAGACCCUAUAGUCAAGGAGCUUAUCGUGUUACAAAUAAUAUACGCGCUCUUACUUCCGAAGAUCAAGCAGGAUCCUCAUAAUCACAACAAUAGCCAUCAUGAUCAACAUAAUAGUUCAGAUAAUGAUACACAUGGACAUCGAAUGGAGCAGAACGCAGCAGGGGUGGAUAGUAUUGUAAUUAGUGGUAAUAUCAAAUUGUCUCUCGUGAAACUGACUAAUGAGAUCCAAAAUAAUGUGCUGGUGAAUGAAAUCAUGGCUGUGAGUAAUCCGACUAAUAAAUUAAAUAUUCAUGAUGUAUUAAAGACAGUGAAUGAUUUGUUUCCGUUACAACGGAUUGUAAUAUCUGAUGGACAAUUAAGUUUCCAUAAUUUGAAGGUGGCAGAAUUAAAAAUGUUAAUAAUGGAAAAAUAUUCACAGUAUAGAAAUCAACAGAUUCAAUAUAUAAAGAAAUUGGAUUCUGAUAUAUUACAGGAAUUGGAUAAAGUCACAAACACACCUGUUACUACAAACACUACUACGGUGAAUACCUCAGGCAGCACACAUGAGAAUAAGAAGCAACGUACAUCGAGUGUUCCGUUAGAUACACACACUACUACACAUGCAAAAGUUCAAUCUCCUGUUGCUAAUAAAAGUAGAACAGGUACACCUGAGGGCUCUAUCACAAUGCGUAACGUUGAUCCAAAACGUGAAAAGUUGUUGCAAUUGUAUAGAGACACUGUAUUAAACAAAUUACAAUCCAAGAACAAAAUCCUAGAUAAAUUAUACAAAUGUCUAGAUAAUAAUGGAAGUACCAAUAAUAGCGAUAGUGCAAACACUAGUAGACUUGCAGUACGCGAAUUACUCAAUUUGGAGAAGAUCAAGGCUACCACUCCUGUGAGUGUCAACCAUUUACAAUUGAUCUUACAAAAGUCUGUCAGUGAUGGGAUCAUGGGUACCCCAACAGGUAGCACUACGUGGACUAUCGCCCGCCAAAUGCAAACUGAACUUGACGACACCGUCCAAUUCAUGCGUCGCGCACUAGAAUGA
Molecule: messenger RNA, 1041 nt
Organism: Maudiozyma barnettii
Lineage: Eukaryota; Fungi; Ascomycota; Saccharomycetes; Saccharomycetales; Saccharomycetaceae
Gene: EAF5
Product: Eaf5p
Exons: 1
Coding region: 1-1041 (346 amino acids)
Source: RefSeq, a predicted model, not a curated record